Colletotrichum abscissum is the source of this 762-nucleotide messenger RNA. RefSeq lists its product as uncharacterized. NCBI's taxonomy places the organism in Eukaryota, Fungi, Ascomycota, Sordariomycetes, Glomerellales, Glomerellaceae. The transcript has a single exon. Bases 1 to 762 code for a protein of 253 amino acids. The record is from RefSeq and is a predicted model, not a curated record.
AUGGAGGAAUGGACAGAGCCCUCCGUCGCCACCCUGCUGGAGAGAAUCCUCCCUGAGUACCCGGACUUCAAAAUGCUCACACCAGCCACCAAGCGACUUUUCUGGACGCUCAAUGGCCCUCUCGAGAGCGCAAUUCAGGUCACGCCAAACCACUAUUACGAGCCAGGGGACGUGAUGGAGCCCUACUUUCGCCCUAUAUCUGCCGAAGAAUCUGCGAGCGGUCUCGAGCCGAGCUGGCACCCUGUAUCGCAAGAGUCUCUCAUGGCGCCCCCCGUCACAACCGUCACCGUCCGAGUCGAGGCACUCGACUCAUGGGAAGAGCUCUGGGUCGAGUUGAAUCGCUACUGCGUUGCAGAUACCUUGACGGAUCCCAACCGGCCCCGGGCUAAAGACGUUCAGCUUGAGGUGACGACGGCGGGUACCUUUCUCACGAUACACGAGUACAUCUCUGUCGUGCACCCGUGGCUCAUGGGCAUGCGCGAGAGGAUUCUAGACGCCUUGGGAAAGCUCGAACGCCAGGCGGGGAAGGUUUUGUGGACGUCCGAAACCAGUUUGGCCGUCCAUUUGUUCGGUGGGCCGAUUAGAAUCGGGACUGAAGACGGGUGGGCUCAAUGGCACAGAAAGCCCAGCCCACCGCGAGCGGUCGAAAUGACCUUAGCUGAGGACCAGGAGGCCUCGCGACAAGUCAUGGAGAGAAUGAAGGCGAGAUCUGCGGCUCGAAUACGUGAGCUGGAAAGGCUCCGCCAAGAAGGGGGAAAUUGA